Cyphomyrmex costatus is the source of this 761-nucleotide messenger RNA. RefSeq names its product transmembrane protein 234 homolog. NCBI's taxonomy places the organism in Eukaryota, Metazoa, Arthropoda, Insecta, Hymenoptera, Formicidae. The transcript is spliced from 5 exons. The record is from RefSeq and is a predicted model, not a curated record. The coding region runs from base 205 to 615 and encodes 136 amino acids.
GUCUAUAAUGUGAUCGGCGACAUCGGCGUUUUAAUUUUCAAUGACGUUGCGUUGACUAGUGACUGGCACCAUCAAACUCAAGAAAAGCCUAAAAUUCAUACGUGAAUCCGGUGUAUUCAACGUACCUAUUAAUUAAUUCUCAUAACGCGACUUGCAUUGUAUUGUUCGAUGCGUGAAACAUUGCACGUUAUAUAAUUGACGAGAAUGGCAGUCACUAUUGAUUCUGUGAUACAUCUGUGUUUCGUGGCGAUUCUUUGGGGAGUAACCAAUCCAUUUAUAAAGAAAGGUGCGCAAGGUUUGGAGAAUAUCAAGGCCAAGUCAGUUUAUGGACAAUUUUUUAAGGAGCAGUUAUUUCUCAUCACUAAUCUGAAGUACAUUGUGCCGUUUCUCCUUAAUCAAUGCGGUUCAAUAUUAUACUUCUUAACCCUGCAAAGCAGUGACCUAUCUCUGGCUGUGCCAGUUUCAAAUUCUCUUACCUUCGUAUUUACUGCAAUCACAGGCUGGUUCCUGGGCGAGGAAAAAGUGCAUAGAAAUACGUAUCUGGGAAUGAUACUUGUGCUGUGUGGAACCAUAUUAUGUUGUUGGGAUAAACUGAAUAAAACCGAGGAAUUAUAAUUUGUACACUGAAGAUGACGAUCAUUAAGCACACAUUGUUACCCUUCCUUUUCCUGUUCAUCCAUACUACCUGCCGAUUAAUCCACAUCCAUCCUGUGUAAUGUAAGUACCACAAUGAUUAAUACAAUGAAUUGAAAUUCUUCUAA